This is a messenger RNA of Musa acuminata subsp. malaccensis (wild Malaysian banana), 1541 nucleotides long. Its product is annotated as purine permease 3. Gene Ontology annotation, molecular function: purine nucleoside transmembrane transporter activity. Gene Ontology annotation, cellular component: membrane. The record is from RefSeq and is a predicted model, not a curated record. NCBI's taxonomy places the organism in Eukaryota, Viridiplantae, Streptophyta, Magnoliopsida, Zingiberales, Musaceae.
UAGCUGGUGCUUCUCUCAGUUCCCAAAGCAAACGUCAUGGAGGUGGAAGGCCAAAACUCCAAUCACCAGAACCAGGAUGCCGCUCCCCAGAUGAGCAAAGGCCUGAGGAGGGCCCUCAUCGUCCUCAACUGCGUCCUUAUGGCGCUCGGAAACACCGGCAGCCCGCUCCUCCUCCGCCUCUACUACCGUAGCGGCGGAAAGCGUCAGUGGCUCUCGAGCUGGCUCGAGACCGCUGGAUGGCCCUUCAUCUUCGUCCCCCUCCUCAUCACCUACCUCCACCGUCGCCGCCGCUGCCAACUCCGCCCCGGCAACUGCCACCCCACCAAGCUCUUCUUCAUCACCCCGCGACUCUUCCUCGCUUGCGCCUUCAUCGGCCUCAUCACCGGCUUCGACGACUUCCUCUACGCCUACGGGCUGUCUUUCCUCCCCGUCUCCACCUCGUCUCUCCUCAUAUCCACCCAGCUGGCCUUCACGGCCUUCUUCGCCUUCCUCAUAGUGAAGCAGAAGUUCACCCCGUACUCGAUCAACUCGGUGGCGUUGCUGACGGUCGGGGCAGUGGUCCUAGGACUCCACGUGAGCUCCGACCGGCCCGACAACGUGACGAGGGGCCAGUACCACUUGGGGUUCAUCCUGACGCUGGGGGCAGCAGCUCUGUAUGGGCUGAUCCUGCCGCUGGUGGAGCUGAUGUACUCCAAAUCGAAGCAGGCGAUCACCUACACGCUGGUGAUGGAGAUGCAGUUGGUGAUGGGGUUCUUCGCGACCGCUUUCUGCACCGUGGGGAUGCUGGUGAACAAGGACUUCCAGGCGAUUCCACGUGAGGCAAGGCACUUCGAACUGGGGGAGUUUAGAUACUACGUGGUACUUGUUUGGAGCGCCGUCUUCUGGCAAUUCUUCUUCCUGGGCACAGUGGGCAUCAUCUUCUGCGUCAACACGCUGCUCGCCGGCAUCCUCAUCGCGUUGUUCAUCCCGGUGACCGAGGUGUUGGGUGUCGUUUUCUUCAAGGAAAACUUCAGCAGCGAGAAGGGCAUCGCUCUCGUCCUCUCACUCUGGGGGUUGGCCUCCUACUCCUACGGAGAGUACAGGCAAGAAAAGGAUAAGAAAGACAAAGCAGCUCCCAGUAAUCAGGUUGCUUGAACUGCUGUACUUCUGUGAUCGAAGGGAAAUUUUAAUGGAUUGCUACAUAUUGAUCAAAGAUCGAUGAUGAUGUGGAUAUGAAUUUGGAUAGAGGAUAAGCAUGUGCCUUUGGAAUCAUAUUAGCAAUUGCAUGGGAAUCACCUCGUUUGGGGAACACUUGCAAAGGAAUCAGCAGCAAACAGGCUACUUGAGCAUGCAAUUAAGCAGCAUCUCACAGUCACCUGAAUCAUUCUGUCAUGCUUUCCUUCCAACAUCUGAAGCUGAUGAUGCUUCUGAAACGUCCUCAGGCGUCGUCAUCAUCAUCAUAACUAGAAUAAUUCCUAGUGCUUUGUUUAGGCGCAAAGCAAACUUGAAUCUUUAGAAAACAUAUGCGUUUGAAUGCUGCCAACAGCAUGAGAUUAUGCUGA